Molecule: messenger RNA, 7233 nt
Organism: Plasmodium reichenowi
Lineage: Eukaryota; Apicomplexa; Aconoidasida; Haemosporida; Plasmodiidae
Product: histone deacetylase 2, putative
Exons: 1
Coding region: 1-7233 (2410 amino acids)
Biological process (GO): inositol phosphate biosynthetic process
Molecular function (GO): kinase activity
Source: RefSeq, a predicted model, not a curated record
AUGAAAAAAAAAAUUACAAAUCAUAAAAAAAAAAAUGAGAAUGCAAAAUUAAAUAUUGAUCACGAUAAUUCAUCUGAUGAUAAUGACAAAACUCCACAAAUAGAUAACAUCUUUAAAAAUCUUAUUGUCGAUAGUUAUAAAAGUAUAAAUGAUAUAAACAAUUAUAUGAGACAAUCGAAUUUAUUGUAUAAUGAAAAAAAAGGUAAGAAAAAUAAAGCACACCCUUUAGAUAGUAAAAACACUACAGCUAGGAAAUAUAAUAAAUAUAGAAGAAAUGAACAGAAUAUAAAUAAACUAAUAAAUUAUGAUGAUAAAAAAAAUUAUGAUGUAGAAAUUUGUGAUGAUAAAAAGAAUUAUGAUGUAGAAAUUUGUGAUGAUAAAAAGAAUUAUGAUGUAGAAAUAUUUGAUGAUAAAAAAAAUUACGAUGAUAUAGAAAUAUUUGAUGAUAAAAAAAAUUACGAUGAUAUAGAAAUAUUUGAUGAUAAAAAAAAUUAUGAUGAUAUAGAAAUAUUUGAUGAUAAAAAAAAUUAUGAUGAUGUAGAAAAUUAUGAUGAUGUAGAAAAUUAUGAUGAUAUUGAAAAUUAUGAUGAUAUAGAUAAUUAUGAUGAUAAAAAAAAUUAUGAUUAUAAGUUUCCAUAUGAUCAGGAUAUAAUAUAUGACGAGAAACAAAAUAAUAGUGAUGUUGUCAUUAUAGGAUACAAGAAUUUAAAAAAGGGAAAGAAGAAAAUUUCUCUUGAUAGUUUUAAUAGUGAGCUAAGCCCACAAAGUAACACAUCUCCAAUAUAUAUAAAAAAAAAAAUUCAUGAAAUUAAUUAUCAUUUUAUACAAAAGAAGAAAAAAAAAAAAAACCAAAAAAAUGGUGAAGUAAAUAAGAAAUAUUCCAAAAAAUUAUCUAUUAAUAAAAAAAAUAAAAAAUAUAAAAAAAAUAAAAAAUAUGAAAAAUAUGAGAAAAAUAAAAAAUAUGAGAAAAAUAAAAAAAAUGAGAAAAAUAAAAAAAAUGAGAAAAAUAAAAAACGUGAAAAAAAUAAAUCAGGUCUUAUAAAUAACGUUAAGAAAAUCAAAAGAAAUAAAAAGUCCUUGUUAGAAGAAAACCUAAAUGAUUCUCUUUUUAGUAAUGAUGAACAAGUUAAUGAAAAUAAAUAUAUAUUAGAUAAAUUAUUAAUUUCCUUAAAAAAUAAUGCUGAUGCCAACAUACAUAAAAAGAAAAAUUUUUAUAUUGAAUAUGAAGGUAAUGAUGAUUUUACAAGUUUUAAUAGUAAAGAAAAUCCAAACGAUCACUUUUUAUAUAUGGAUAAUGAUGAAAUAAAUAAUAAGCUUAAUAAAAAUAAAAUGUACAGUUCAUCAUAUAGUACUACCAAAAAAAAAUAUAUAUAUAAGUCACAUAAAGGUAUAUAUGAUAACGACUAUAUGUUUCAUAAUAACAUUUUUAAUAAUAAAAUUUAUAACAAUGAAAUUUAUAAUAAUAAAUUUAAUAUUUAUAAUCAUAACAUACUUAGUAAUAACAAUUCGAAAACAAAUUUGAAAGGAAGAAUGUCACUUCAAAUGUCACAUGAUAUAUCUCAAGAACCAUCAAAUACUCGAAAUUAUUUUGAAAAUAAUAAAAAUUUUGAGAAAGAAAGAAUAAAAAAAAAAAUGAAGAAAAUAAGUGACCUAAACUUUUUAAAGAAUAAUGUAGAAUAUGAUUGUAUAGGAUUUGUUUGUGAUGAAGAAUAUAUGUGUGAAAAAUUACAUUUUGAUGAGAAUCAUGUAGAAAGUCCAGAUCGUAUUAAAUGCAUUAUUAAAGCUUUAAAAGAAAAGAAAUUAAUAAAUAAAAUGGUUCAAAUAAAAUGUAGAGAAGCUUUAUAUGAUGAAAUUAGAGAAUGUCAUUCAAGUACACAUAUUAAUAAUAUAUUUUAUUCCUUAAAAAAAAAAUUAAAACAUAAUAAUCAAAGUGUUAUAUAUCCUUUUGACAAACACGAUACGUAUUAUACAUCAUAUACAGGAACUGUUUCUAUUAGAGCUAUUGGAGGUUUAUUAAAUUUAUGUGAUGCUAUUUUAUGUGAUAAAAAAGAUAAAUUUAAAUAUAUAGAUUUUAAAAAGUCUUUACGUUAUAAUUAUGAUUUUUAUAAAAAUGUGAAUACGAAUUCUAUAAAAAGAAAUUAUGAAUCUAAUAAUAUGUAUCAUAAAAAAAUUUUCAGGCGUUCAAAAUCAGAGAGUAGUAUAUAUAGGAAAUGUACUAACUACCAUACGUUUAAAGAUUUUGAAUUAUUUAAUAAUAAUAAGAAUGUAUAUAAAAUGAAUACAUAUCAUGAACAAAUUCAAAAAAAAAAAAAUAAUAAUAUUAUUAACAGUGAUAAUAAUAAUAAUAAUAAUAAUAAUAAUAAUAUAAAUUGUUCUAUAUAUAAUUAUAAGAAUGAGAUAGACGUACAGAAUGAUGUACAUAAUAUAAAUAAUAUUUAUAUGAAUAAUAAUAUUAUAUCUGAAGAAAAUAAUUUAGAUUUAGAAGCGGCUGAUUAUAAUUUUGGUAAUGAGAAGGAUGAAAACACAAACGAAUCAUAUAAUGAAGAGAAUAAUAUUAAUGAGAAGAAAGAUUGUAUAAAUCAAUCUAAUAGUAGCAAUAAUUCUUAUUAUAAUGAAAUAAAUCAAAGAGAUAUUAUUGAUUAUAAUAAUAAUAAUAAUAAUAAUAUAAAUAAUGAUUAUGCUAUAUCUAAUAAAUUAAGUAUAUAUGAAAAAUUGAGCAUGGAUAAUAAGUUAAGCAGCAUAUCGAAUAAUAGUAAUCAUCAAGAUAUUCUUGCGACUUCUUUUAAGAAUGAUGAAGAAAAUAUACAUAAGAAUAAGAACAGAGAUGAAAUAAUAAAUUGUAAUAAUACAAAUGUAAUAGAAACGGAGUAUUUAAAUAAAGUAUGUGAGAAUGAUAAUUAUACAAAUAAUUAUGAAGAGAAUUAUAAAAAUAAUUCUUUCCUCAAUAGUAAUAAUUCGGAUAUUUUUAAUUUACCAUAUAGAAGUUAUUCUUCGACCGUUUAUAGUAUGGAUGAUUGUAAUGAUGUUAACACAUUUACUGAUAUUAAUUGUGGAUUUGCGGCUAUUAGACCUCCUGGUCAUCAUUGUAGUAGGAGUCAUCCUUCGGGAUUUUGUAUUUUUAACAACAUUAGUGUAGCUUGUAAAUAUAUUUUUAAAAAAUAUGGGAUAAGAAAGGUUUUUAUAUUUGAUUGGGAUGUACAUCAUGAUAAUGGGACUCAGGAAAUAUUUUAUGGAGACAAGGAUGUUCUUUGUUUCUCCAUACAUCGAUUUGAUAAAAAGGUAGAAGAAAAGGAUAAGAAAAAACGACGUGUCAAUAAAAAGAAGAAGAAAAAUAAAAAUCAUAAUGGGGAUGGAGCCUCAAAAUAUGAUGAGAAUAAAAAAAAAAAAUAUGACAUUAAGAAGGAUGAUGAUAAUAAAAAAGAUGGUGAUAAUAAAAAAGAUGGUGAUAAUAAAAUAUAUGGUGAUAGUAAAAUAUAUGGUAAUAAUAAAAUAUAUGGUGAUAGUAAAAUAUAUGGUAAUAAUAAAAUAUAUGGUGAAAAUAAAAAAGAUGGUGACAAAAUAUCAAAUUUAGAGAAAAACGUAAAAUACGAAAAAACAUCUAAUAAUGAUAAAAAAUAUAAAAGAAAAAAUAAGAAAUCUAGAAAAACAUAUGAAGAAAAUUUAUUUUAUCCAAGAACUGGUGCAAAAAAUGAGUUAGGAGAAAAAGAAGGUUAUAAAUUCAAUAUUAAUGUACCAUUAGAAAAAGGAUAUAAUAAUUGUGAUGUAUAUUAUGUUUUUAAAUAUUUAUUAUUGCCAAUAUUGGAAAAAUUUAGACCAGAAUUUAUUUUUAUUUCUUGUGGAUUUGAUGCAUCAAUUAAUGAUCCAUUAGGAGAAUGUAACUUGACACAUAAUUUAUAUCAAUGGAUGACAUUCCAAUUAAAACAUUUUGCUAAUAUAUUUUGUAAUGGUAGAAUAAUUCUAGUCUUGGAAGGUGGAUACAACCUAAAUUAUUUACCAAAAUGUGCUUUAGCUUGUAUUAAAGCGUUAAUAAAGAAAAAUAAAAGCACAACGACAGAUAAAGAAUUUAUUAAAAAGUUGUAUCAAAAUAAUGUAAAUAAUAAGGAAACGCAUAUUUUGAAUGAUCAGAAGGAAUGUAUUUCUAAUCAAGAUUCAUCAAAAAGGUUUUUGGAUGGACAUGAAAAAAAAAAAAAAAACGACGAAAAUAAUGUAAACCAUUGUGAUAAUAUAAAUGAUGCCCAGCUUAUUAAUAGUAAUAAUAAUAUAAGUGAUGCCCAGCUUAUUAAUGGUAAUAAUAAUAUAAAUGAUGCCCAGCUUAUUAAUGGUAAUAAUAAUAUAAAUGAUGCACAAUUUAUUAAUGGUAAUAAUAAUACGAAUGAUAUGUAUGGUAUGUAUGGUAUGUAUGAUAAGCAUUAUUUGAAUAAUCAUAAUUUAGAUAAUGAUAUAGAUGAAAAAUUAAAAAAUAAAAAAACGUAUGAAUCGUUUGUUUCAACAAAUUGUGUUCAAAAGAAUGAAUUUCUGAAUUACCGUAAAAAUAAUUUUAUAAAUAAAAAAAAUAUGAGUGAUCAUGCAAAUUUUUAUAAAUUAAAAUAUUCCUCAUAUGAUAAAUAUGAGAAUAAAGAUAAAAAUUAUUAUUUUAGAAGAUUACAUACAAGUAAUAAUGUGGUUUCACGAACUAAAGAAUUAAUUACCAGUGGCUUGUUACAUUAUUCUACUUAUAAAGUUAUUAAAUAUUUUUUAAACGUAUUAAAAGGAGAACCAUACUAUUUAGAUAUCGAAUUACCAACUUAUAAUGAAUUUAUAAAAAAAAAAAAAUUGGAAGGUAGAGAAAUAAAUCCAGAGAGAAAAAUUAAAAUAAAAAUUAAUAAAUCAUCAGAAUUUAGAAAAAAUGAUUAUUCUUUUAAUAGUUAUGAAAUUAUGAAUUCAUAUAUGCAACAUAAAUUAAACAAAUUAAAACAUAUUAAUAAUAUAUCUAAUAAGAAUUUACAAGAUAUGUUUAUAAAACAAAAAAAUUUUAAAUAUACAGAUUCUUCAACUACUAUAUCUAAUAUGUCACAAAGUGAUCUAUAUUUAUCAAAUGAUGAUAUAAAUUAUAGUAGUUCUUGUAGCAGUACUUGCAAUCGAAGAAAGGUAAUUCUAUUAAAUAAAUUAAAACUUAAAAUAAAUCGUGGUUUGAAUAAUAUAUAUAACACUUCACCUAAUAAUAACAAUAAUAAUAAUAAUAAUAAUAGUAAUAAUAAUAAUAAUAAUAGUAAUAAUAAUAAUAUUAUGGUGCACACAGAAAAAAAAACAUAUAAAAAGAAAAAAAAAAAACAAAUAAAUGAUAUAAAUCUUAAUGCUCAUGUACAAAUGAACAGGACACAAAUUAAUACAAAUGAAGAAAAUGAAAAUAAUAAAAUAUAUGAAAAUGAAAAUUUGAAUUCUAAUAAAAAUAAAUCUAACAGAAAAAUUAAAACUAAUAAAAACAAAUUAUUGAGUGAUAAUUUAUCAAAUCUUCAAAAUAAAAAUAAUAUUAAUAAUACACAUAUAAUACCAUAUGCCGAUUUAGAACAUAUGAAUGAUGAAAAUCAGCUGGACAGCCAUAAUUCAUCAAACGAAAAAUAUAUAAAUAAUUAUUAUAUGAAUUGUGAUUUAACUAAUCUUAAAUAUAAUGAGAAUCAGGUAUUAAAUACAUUUAAUAUAUAUACCAAAAUAAAAAAAGGUUUUAUAUUCUUUUAUGGAAGUGGUCAUAGAAAUCAAUGGAUUUUACCAGUACAUAAUAAAAUUACAAAAAUUAUAAAAUUAUGCUCAGAAUCUGAAGCCUUUUUUUAUGCUUGGCUAUAUCUUAGUUGUUUAAAAAAAAUAAAUAUUUCAAGAACCAAGAACAAUUAUACAUCCAUAUUAGAUAAUAAUGAAACUAUAGAAAAUGUAUCUAUUCAACUACCUUUUGAUGAACCUGAACAUAUUCUAUGUAAACAAUUUAUUAAAUUCACAGUCCCAUGUUAUCAUAUAUUUUUAAAGCGAAAUCAAAUUAAUAGCAUACAUCAAAAACAAAGUAAACAAUGUAAAGAUGAUCAUAAUAAUAAUAAUAAUAAUAAUAAUAAUAAUAAUAUUAGUAAUAAUACAUUUAUGGAUUAUAUCAAAAAGACAUAUAUUGAAUUUGAAUGGUCUCCAUCGAAAAUUUUUAAAAAUAAUGAAUCUAUAGAAUACAAUGAUAAAAUAAAUGAUCGUACGAAUAAUAUGAUAUAUAACGUAUCAUCAAAUGAAAAAAAAAAUAAUGUGUUAGAAAAUGAUAAUUCUUUAUAUCCAUUACAUAUAAAUCAAAAUAUUCAAGAAGAAGCAGAAAAAAAUGUAGAAGUAGAAGAGCAGGAGCAUAAAACUGCUAUAUGUUUAAGUAAUGUUUUAAGUUCGAUGAGACAUCCAUGUGUUAUGGAUAUCAAAAUGGGAAUUAGAUUAUAUGGUGAUGAUUGUAAUGAAGAAUCUAUACAAAAGAAGAUUGAGAAAGCAAAAAAUAGAUCAUGUUUAUCACAUGGUUUUCAUUUAACUAGUUUAAUAGGAUGGUCCAAAAAAAAGAAAGAACCUUUUUUUAUAUCAAAAGAAGAUGCACAUUCUAUAAAAAAUGAUGAUAAUUUUGUACAAGCAUUUAUAUCUUAUUUUACUGCAUGUGAUAAUAUACAGUUAUCUAUAUUAUUAAUAAAAAAAAUACUUAUUAUAUUAGAAGAAAUGAAAACCUUUUUUAUGGAUCAAAAUUAUUUUGCAUUUUAUGGAACAAGCCUUCUAUUUGUAUUCGAUUCAGAUCCUUCAAAAAAAGAAAAUGAGGAUAAUUAUUCAUCAAAACAUAAAAUAGAAAAAAAUGAAUUAACAAAAAAUGUAUCUUUAUCAAAUGAAAAUAUUAUCACAAAUGAUGAACACAAUAAUUCGUUCUAUUAUAAAGACAAAAAAAAUAAAUUGUGUGAUCAAGAUAAAAUUAAUUUUGAAGAAAUAUUAAACUUUAAGUUGAACAUUGAAAAAGUAUUUUAUGAAUCUUUAUCAAAUGAAGAAAGAAAUAUAAUCUUACAAAAUAAAUUAAAUCAGAAAAUUAUUAAAAGUCUUCAUGUAUAUAUAAUUGAUUUUGCUCAUGCAAGCUUAAAUAAAAACCAAAAUGAUGAAGGAUUCUUAUUGGGUAUUAUAUCACUACACCGUAUAAUGGAUAAAACAAUACAGCGAAUAAAAGAAUUGUAUCUUUCUAAUACGGAUGUAAUGAAUGAUACCGUGUAA